Molecule: messenger RNA, 5248 nt
Organism: Oncorhynchus tshawytscha (Chinook salmon)
Lineage: Eukaryota; Metazoa; Chordata; Actinopteri; Salmoniformes; Salmonidae
Product: terminal nucleotidyltransferase 5A
Exons: 2
Coding region: 767-1972 (401 amino acids)
Biological process (GO): mRNA stabilization
Molecular function (GO): RNA binding; poly(A) RNA polymerase activity
Source: RefSeq, a predicted model, not a curated record
ACCUGAUAACUGGGGUUGUACAUAGCAUGUGACAUUCCUAAAACUGUACCUGCCUUUCAGGGAGAAGCGACGCCCACAAGCCAAGCACAAUGGAUAGGUAACGGUUAACUUUGGAAACCAAAGUAGCCAAACUAAACCACCAUACUUUUCACGUGACAAGUUACUUGGAAGGCUUUCAGAAUUUAUUGGAGGCGAAAAGGGAAUCAAAUAUUUAGAAGUUGCGCGUCACAAUCGACAGGAUUCCACAGAGGGCUGAUCACUGCAGAACUUGCCAAGUGCGUAUUCAUGCAAAUAAAAAAAAAUCAUAGGCGUGCCUUUGGCGAUGGAGUCACAGCCCGAACUCAGAACUCCUAGUAUACCAACAAGCUCCAAAGACGGUGAUGCGCACAGCUCGGAUGCACUGAGUGACAACCGACGAGGAAACGUUUCACGGUCUAUAAAGAAAGGAAAAGGCAGAAGUGACGACUAUCUUUGAGAGAAGAUCUUAUUUACUGUCCUCCCUCAUCUUACGACAAAAGACACGCGAGUCAACGGGAGUUAGCAGCUGGUCAUUUCUUUACUGCGCACUGAGUAGCCUAUUUCGCCCUGAUUUUAUUUAUGUUACAGUAUAAUAUAGAGGUACUGCACUCUGACUGAAGAUACCGAUGUGGUUGAAGUUGACAUUGCUCCUCUAUAGCCUACUGUCACUGCGCGUAAAAUCCACAUUUGGAUACGGACCUGUCUCUAAAGAAACUUCAUAGUCAAUUGCCGUUUAAUUUUCUCCACAAUGUCUGAAGAACAUAGUUGCACUGGUGCUAGUCCUAUAACUGAGGUUGAAAACAGCAAUAUCAGCGUUCUCGGCUGGGAACAAGUGCAGCGCCUUGAUGCUAUCCUGACAGAGACCAUUCCCAUCCACGGCCGUGGAAACUUCCCCACUUUGGAGAUGAAACCCCGACAAAUAGUGAAGGUGGUGCGUAGUCGAAUGGAGGAGAGGAAUAUCCACGUCCGGGACGUGCGGUUAAACGGGUCUGCUGCAAGCCACGUUCUUCAUGAGGAUAGCGGACUGGGCUACAAGGACCUUGACCUAAUCUUUUGCGCUGAUAUGAAAGGGGAAAGUGAUUUUCAGAUUGUGAAGGAUAUCGUUUUGGACUGUCUCCUGGACUUCUUACCUGACGGGGUGAAUAAGCAGAAAAUAUCACCAUUGACUUUAAAGGAAGCCUAUGUGCAGAAGAUGGUGAAGGUGUGCAAUGAUUCAGACCGCUGGAGCCUCAUCUCCCUCUCCAACAACAGAGGAAAGAACGUGGAGCUCAAGUUUGUCGACUCUCUGAGGCGGCAGUUUGAAUUCAGCGUGGACUCCUUCCAGAUCAAGCUGGACUCCUUGCUGCUGUUCUAUGACUGCUCUGAGAACCCCAUGGCCGAGACCUUCCAUCCCACCAUCGUGGGCGAGAGUGUGUUUGGGGACUUUGAUGCUGCCCUCGACCACCUACGCCAGAAGGUGAUCUGCACGCGCAACCCAGAGGAGAUUCGGGGCGGCGGUCUGCUCAAAUACUGUCACCUGCUGGUAAGGGGCUUCCAAGCCGACUCCGAGACGGAGAUGAAGUCCCUGCAGCGUUACAUGUGCUCGCGCUUCUUCAUCGACUUCUCAGAUAUCAGCGAGCAGCAGCGCAAGCUGGAGUCCUACCUGCAAAACCACUUUGUGGGCCUGGAGGACCGCAAGUACGACUACUUGAUGACCCUGCAUGGGGUGGUCAACGAGAGUACGGUGUGCCUGAUGGGACAUGAGAGGCGGCAGACCCUGGGGCUGAUCGCCAUGCUGGCGGUGCGCGUGCUGGCCGAGCAGAACGUCAUCCCAAAUGUGGCUAACGUCACCUGCUACUACCAGCCUGCCGCCUACGUGGCAGACGGUAACUUCAGUAACUACUACAUAGCCCAGGUACAGCCCAUGUUCCACUGCCAGCAGCAUGCCUACUCCUCCUGGCUACCCUGCAACUGAGACAGCACAGGGAAAGGAAGGAAGGAAGGAGUGAGAGAGGGGGAGGGAGACUCACUGUAAAGUGUUUUUCAGAUAAAUGAAUGAGAGAAAAAAGGCAUCCCCAUGACUCGCCAAACUGUAUUGAAUUUAAUUGAGUCAAUUUCUGUUAGAGAGUGACGGUGGGGGGGGGGGAGAAAAUAACAGUUCAGGUCUCAGCUCCUGUGAGGUCCAUCUUAAACCAAUGGCAGGACAGUUUACUGUGAAAAUGCCACCCUGUCCGACACCUAACCCAAGCUUGGGAAGUAUGGGAUGGGGUUUUGCCCAAUACAACGCAAACAAUGAUGGGCAAGAAUGAAAGCAGCAGCAAUACUUUCAUUGACACUCACCUGGAUUGACUGACUCUGUUGCAAACUGAAAAGGCCGUUAAAUUGAGCGAUAGACGGACAAUAAUGUGUGGCUGCAUCUGUGACCUGUGGUGUCCAGCUGCCUCCAUGGCUGUGAGGAGGAUGCAGGUCCCUUUGCUCUCUGGGGGGUGUGGCUUGCACCCUGACGCGUGCUGGGCAAUGCCCCAGCAACACAGGGGUUACUAGAGCACCAUAAAACUCCAUUUCUGGUGUGACAUCGUCACAAGCUUUGAGUGACAAAAACUACACCUUAACUAGUAAUGAUUGAUAUGAACAUGAUGUGUUUACAAACCAAAGAUUUUUUCAUUUAUUGUUUUCAAUACCUACCCAAGUUUGGUGGGGAAGAAAAACAACAUAUAAUGCUAUCUAUAUUUGUAUAUGUGAACACGUGUUUUAAGUGCCUAAUGCCUAUCAGUAGUAUAGGUAGAGGAAUAAUGAGCAGCAGGCCAUAUCAUUUUGUGAAUAAAUCCAGUUUGAUUUUCGUCAGGCACACAAGACAAUAGCACCCCAGUGGCUUGUGAAUGUAACCGUGAAAUCCUGGUACAGUCCGUGUUGAUGUCAUAUCUUUUGGAAGAAAACAACAUAUCCCCUUGCAGUCAUAGAGUAUUAGUCGAUGGGGGAGAGAGGGGGCUUUUGCUGUACUUUGUACAAAAGUAGUUUGACAGAUUGAUGCAUGACCUCGCGUUAACGUUUGCGGAUAUUUGAAAUAUUCCAGCUCCAAUUAACAAUAGCAGAACCUCCUCAUAGGUGUGUUGAAGCCACAGAGGCUAGAGCACUAUUUUCCGUUGCUCCCCCGUAGUCAUUUUCAGACAAACAAACUCCACAGGAAUAUUAGUUUGUGCCAUAGUGCAUGUACAGAGAUGGUUUAAUAUUGUUUUGUCGUUGUUCAUGUUGACUGUUUCAGUUUCAUAUGGAUUACUGUAUAUUCAGUUUCACACGGUUUAAACUUUACUGUAUUUUGUAUAGGGGUGCUUAUCUUUUAACUCGCCUUUUGUAGCACGUUCACAGCAGGCUGAGGGAUUGACAAAACCUUUGUCGGAAAGAAAUAGGUUGAAAAAAUAAACACAGGAGGUAAAAGAUGCAGAACGGAUCGAAAAGGCAGAGAGCGAGUCGGUGUGUGUGUGUUCCUGUGCUGCCUUCUAGGAUGAUACUUGCUGAGACACCCUAGCAGGGAAUUACACAGCUGCCGAAGAGGUUGAACUAAGCUGGGCUGUGUAUGUCGUGUGUGCACUCGCUUUGGGUCGGCUGCAUACCUACCAGACAAUGUUGUGCCAAAUGUUUAUCUGCCGCUUGCCCAAUGUUGAAUGAGUGUUCUGCCUUUUGUCGAUGGAGCGCGAGGUUGAGGAUGUGUUGUUUUUAUAUUGAAGGACAGAUAUUGAGCUGUAAGGGGGGACUUGUGAAGGAGUGCAAGUGAAGGACAGAGGAAAGCGUGAGAGGCAGGGAGCUGGGCUGGGGAGAUAGGUGCAGAUGGUGAAGGGGUUUGUCUUGCUUUCACCCAAGACAGACAUGCACAGUGGUAAUACCUCUCUCUCUCUCUCUCUCUCUCUCUCUCUCUCUCUCUCUCCCAUCUUUAAGAGGACCUAAGCAGAGUGAAUAGGCAGGAGAGAGAGGGGGGUCCUGGUACACACAACACAACUUUAGGGAGGUAGCCUGUUAUUAUCAUUACCUCUGUGUGUCAGGGCCUCUUCUCUGUGGGACUAAACAGAUAUCCACGCAUGCCUUAUGAGCUUUGAUUACAUUCCCUGGGUUGGUGCACUGCCAAUGUAUUACUGUAAAUGACCUGUUAAUUGAGGCUAGGUUAGGCGGUGGCUACAUGAUCUAGCUGCUAUGCCGUAAGUUCCAAGCCCAUGGGGAAAUACUGUCUCAUGCUAAUUCAGUUUCUCUAAUGCCAUUUCUAAACAUAACAUCUGAAACAUGUUGAUAGGAACUGAUAGGAAUUGAUUUUUUGACAUAAAGAUGAAAAUGAUUGAUGAUUCAUCACCAGUAUUGUGGGUCUUGGGGUGAGAGACAGUGUUAUUAAAAAUAGCAACGUCGGUGUGCACUAUACAAAUCUAAAGUGUGUAUCUUUAGAGAAGAACGAACAGUGUUUUCACUGUGGGUGGGAUUCCUGGCUUCCCACUAGUGUACAAAUGGGUCAUGUCACAACUCUUUAGGACAUCUUAAGGAAACUACUGUCUUUGUCACCACUGAUGAGAUCCUGCUCUUGUCUGCUCUCCUCUCCCCUCACUCCCAUAAUGUGUAAGCUGUAAUGCAGCUCCCAGAGGGAGAAAGUGAAUGGACUAAUGGAGUUCUACAGGGCGGAUGCACUCCAUAGGGGAUGUGAAUCGGCUUAGGUGACCACUGUGUGACUGUAACCUGGGUGGUCAAGAGAACAGAGAGAAAUGUACUCUACUCAAAUCAUUCUGUAGACUCCUUUAUCUCUAUUUGGCUAUUUCACACGUUCUGGUCAAGCAUUUUUUUUUCUUUUUGACUACAUUUGGAUGAUAUUGUCUGGAUCGUGCAGGUGGUGUGUGUGCUCAUCUCUUCUCACUCUGUGAAAUUGGCUCAGAACAGCUCAGCCAACACCAGUCUACCAUGUAGUUAGCAAGCAACACACAGGCUACUAUGAGUUACUGCAUUGUCUUGUAUGCAUUGUUUCAACUUUUCACCUCCUAUUCAUGCAGUCUUUUUCAAUCAAACCUACAAAAAAAGAAAAAGCCUGCCUUAUGUAUUUUUUUAUGAUUGUUAUUUUUAUAACUGUAUCAGACACUACCAUGUUGCAGCGCUUUGGAAUCUGUAAUCAGGUUGCAAAAUAUCAUUUCUCAGCUUACAUUUUUUUUGCAGAUCUUGUAAAUGUGUCUGUUUCGAAGGUAAAGAAUGUUUUCAUCAUUAAAAAAAAAACCUGAAACCCAUA